Camelina sativa (false flax) is the source of this 2344-nucleotide messenger RNA. The record is from RefSeq and is a predicted model, not a curated record. NCBI's taxonomy places the organism in Eukaryota, Viridiplantae, Streptophyta, Magnoliopsida, Brassicales, Brassicaceae.
AUAAUAAUGUUACGGACAAGAGAACGCUAUUAUGCGCGUUUGUUAGAAACCAAAUUAAGCAAAUCCACCAAAUUACAAUUUGCCAAAAAUACCGUAUGUGUUCGAACAUCUCAACUAGAAAAAAUUUCUUAGAAAAAAAAUCAAUCAAUUUCCCGUAAUACGAUCUGUGUCUACAACCUCGAGAGGAAUUGUAUGAGUAUAAUAAAUUAUAAUUCAAAUUCCAAACGCUCAGGGUAAAGUUGAAGUGGUGGGAAAAUGGAGCAAUUUCGAGAGAUAGGAGAGGUAUUAGGAAGCAUUAAAGCGUUAAUGGUGUUCAAGGACAACAUUCAAAUCAACCAACGUCAAUGCGGUCUACUACUCGACCUCUUCACCGCGGCCUACGAUUCAAUUUCCGAAUCCAUGCGAUCUAAUCUACGGUUCAAAGAGAAGAACACUAAAUGGAAGAUUCUAGAACAGCCCUUAAGGGAACUUCUAUUGGUGUUAACAGAAGGGGAGGCUUAUGUUAGAAUGUCUUUAGAGCCUAAAAUAGGGUUUUGGGCUAAGGCUAUUAUGUUGCAUGGCAAUAGAGAUUGCACAGAGCUUCACAUACAUAACUUGCUCUCUUGUCUACCGAUCAUCAUCGAGGCUAUUGAGACAGCAGGUGAGGUUUCAGGGUGGGAUGAAGAAGAAAUGAGCAAGAAGAAGUUGGUGCAUUCUAACAAGUAUAUGAAGCAAUGGAAUGACUCUCAGAUGUUUACCUGGAAGUUCGGGAGAGAGUAUUUGGUGACAGAGGAAUCCUGCAACCGGUUCGAGAGUGCUUGGACAGAGGACCGUUGGAUUUUAAUCAAGGAGCUUCAGGAGAAAAAGCAGCCCGGUUCAAGCAAACACGACCGGAAGAUGGCUGAUUUCCUUUUCAAGAAACUGGGAGAUGGAAACGAGUGUCCCAAGCUGUUUCCGUCUUCUCUUCUGGUCAGCGCGAAAGAUUACCAAGUGAAGAAAAGAUUAGGGAGUGGAAGUCAGUACAAGGAGAUUACCUGGUUAGGCGAGAGCUUUGCGCUUAGGCAUUUCUUUGGGGAUAUCGAUGCUUUGCUCCCUCAGGUUACUCAACUGCUAUCUCUUUCACACCCGAACAUUGUAUAUUACCUCUGCGGAUUCACGGAUGAGGAGAAGAAAGAGUGUUUCUUGGUCACAGAACUGAUGAGUAAAACACUAGGUACACACAUCAAAGAGGUAUGUGGUCCGAGGAAAAAGAACACUCUCUCCCUCCCUGUAGCGGUUGAUCUCAUGCUUCAGAUAGCUUUGGGAAUGGAAUAUCUCCACUCGAAAAAAAUCUACCACGGAGAGUUGAAUCCAUCAAACAUUCUUGUCAAACCAAGAAGAAGUUACCAAUAUGGAGAUGGGUAUCAUCAUCUGCACGGGAAGAUUUUUGGGUUCGGGUUGAAUUCUGUCAAAGGGUUCUCUAGUAAAAUAAGUGCUUCUUUGACGGGUCAGAAUGAGAAUUUUCCAUUCAUAUGGUACUCCCCGGAAGUUCUAGAGGAGCAAGAACAGAGCGGAACUGCAGGAAGCCUCAAGUAUACUGAUAAAUCUGAUGUGUAUAGCUUCGGGAUGGUUUGCUUUGAGCUUCUGACAGGUAAAGUGCCAUUUGAAGAUAGCCAUCUGCAAGGAGAUAAGAUGAGUAGAAACAUUAGAGCAGGGGAGAGACCGCUUUUUCCAUAUCAUUCACCUAGAUUGAUUACAAACCUGACAAAACGAUGCUGGCAUGCUGAUCCGAAUCAGCGUCCAACAUUUUCAUCGAUAAGCAGAAUUCUCCGGUACAUCAAACGGUUUAUAGCUUUAAACCAGGAAUGUCAUAGUAGUAGCCAACAAGACCCGCCCAUUAAUGCUUCUCCUGUGGAUUACUGCGAGAUCGAGACAAAACUAUUGCAUAAGCUUUCAUGGGAAACAACAGAGUUAACUCAAGUUUCACAAGUUCCUUUUCAGAUGUUUGCAUAUAGAGUUGUGGAACGAGCAAGAACUUGUAAGAAAAACAACCUCGAGACAUCUGAAUCGGGUAGUGAAUGGGCUUCGUGUAGCGAGGACGAAGGUGGAACUGGAUCAGAUGAGCAGGAGAAGGAAAGAAGAUUGUCAAUAUCAAAUGAUGUAGGUAUGAUGAGCAAGAAGAAGCAUGUUUCAAAACUGGUGAAAAGAGCGUCUGGCCGUUUUUGGUUUUUGUGUUCAGGAACUCCGAGAGGGAAAUCACGGCAUCCCCCACUAAGCCCAUGUGGGCAAAGCAUGAGAACAAACUCAGAGAGUCAACUGAUACUAAUAAGCCCAAAGAUACGAAGAUCAAACUCUGGUCAUGCCUCAGACUCUGAGCUUUCAUAGU